This is a messenger RNA of Colius striatus (speckled mousebird), 5393 nucleotides long. It is a transcript of the gene ITPKA, whose product is annotated as inositol-trisphosphate 3-kinase A. Gene Ontology annotation, biological process: inositol phosphate biosynthetic process. Gene Ontology annotation, cellular component: cytoplasm; nucleus. The transcript is spliced from 8 exons. The record is from RefSeq and is a predicted model, not a curated record. NCBI's taxonomy places the organism in Eukaryota, Metazoa, Chordata, Aves, Coliiformes, Coliidae. The coding region runs from base 214 to 1611 and encodes 465 amino acids. Gene Ontology annotation, molecular function: inositol-1,4,5-trisphosphate 3-kinase activity; inositol tetrakisphosphate kinase activity.
AGCGGGGCGGCAGCGGCGGGCGAGCGGGCUCGGCGCGCCCAUGGCCCUGGCGCCGGGUCAGCGGGCACGGUAGCUGCCUCCGGCCGUCGCCGCGGGCGAGUCGGAGCUGCCCAGGGAGAGCGGGCCGGACAUGAGCCUCGCCGCCGGGCUCCGAGCAGCGGCCGCGGACUGAGCCACAGAGAAGUUUCCCCGGCGGCGGCGCGGCGCUCCCUCAUGCACGCCCCCGGCCGCCGGCCCUGGGCCGCUGCCCGGCAGGCGCCCGGCGCCGACCGCGCCAUGGAGCCCCGCGCGGGGCUGCACGACAGCCCGGACCUCUGCCGGGGCAAGCGGCUGAGCGUCGGGGAGCUCCGCUCCCUCUUCGAGGCUCGCUGCGCCGCCGUUGCCGCCGCCGCCGCCCGGCAGCUGCCCGACCCGGCGAAGAGGGGCUGCCGGCCCCCCAACGGGGUGCUGCCGCCCGUCAUCCCCCGGCUGACCGUCACCGCCGAGGAGAGCGAGGAGGCGCAGGGCAGCUCCCAGGCGCAGCCGCCGCACCCGGAGAGCGGCUGGCUGAGGACGGACAGCUCGCUGCACCUGCAGUCCCGGCGGCUUUCCACCUCCUCGCUCUCCUCCACCGGCUCCUCGUCCCUCCUGGAGGACUCGGAGGACGACGUGCUGAGCGACACGGAGGGCAGGAGCCAGGGCAUCGUGCACCUGGAGCACGGCGAGGACACCAACCAGAAAAAAGCAUGGCAUACCAUUAAAACCAUGGUUAACCUACCAGUCAUCAGCCCCUUCAAGAAACGCUACUCAUGGGUGCAGCUGGCUGGGCAUACAGGGAGUUUCAAGGCAGCAGAUAGUGGGAGGAUUCUCAAGCGCUUCUCAGAGAACGAGAAGGAGUGUUUUGAGCGGCUGAUGAAGGACCCUCUGCGCUCCUGCGUGCCUCGCUUCCACGGCGUGGUGGAGAGAGAUGGGGAGAGCUACAUCCAGCUGGAUGACCUGCUGACUGACUUUGAAGGGCCUUCUGUGAUGGACUGCAAGAUGGGGAUCAGGACAUACCUGGAGGAAGAGUUGACCAAGGCCCGUGAGAAACCAAAGCUGCGUAAGGACAUGUACAAGAAAAUGAUUGAAGUGGAUCCUCUUGCUCCCACAGCUGAAGAGAAUGCCCAGCACGCUGUCACCAAACCCCGCUACAUGCAGUGGAGGGAAACAAUCAGCUCUAGUGCCAACCUGGGCUUCAGGAUCGAAGGGAUUAAGAAGGCUGAUGGAACAUGUAACACAAACUUCAAAACUACAAAGACACAGGAGCAAGUUCUACAGGUUUUCGUGGAAUUCAUUGAGGGCAACACAACUAUUCUGAAAAAAUACCUCAAGCGUCUGCAGGAGAUUCAUAUCAUCCUUGAAUCCUCAGACUUCUUCAAGCGACAUGAGGUCGUUGGAAGUUCACUACUGUUUGUACAUGAUGGCAGUGGGAAUGCCAACGUGUGGCUGAUUGAUUUUGGGAAGACCACCCUUCUCCCUGAUGGGCAAACACUGGAUCACAGGAUCCCCUGGCAAGAAGGCAACAGGGAGGAUGGCUACUUGCUGGGGUUGGACAAUUUGAUUGGCAUCUUGGAAAGCAUCACUGAAAGAUGAGACUCCUGAGGUCAUCAGUGCAGAGGGAGCUGCAUCCAGAACCCAGCAGUUACUGAUCAAAAUGACUGUGCAUCGGCCCUCUGUGAACCUAAAUAACUGCAGACUGGUGUGUGUUGCACCAGCCUAACUUCAGGCUGGCCCUCAGAGAACAAAGGUCUCUGUGCUCAGGAGUCACACCAGCAUGAGUCAAGAGGUCUGUAUGGUAAACCAGAAUGAUUCUGAUUUCUGGCAAACACGUGGGACUCCGCGUUACCCCUGUGAACCAGAGCAAGUGCUCGUGGAUUCAGGGUAGGAACAACAAUUGAUUUUUCAGGGAACUGCAGAGUUUUGAAACCAGCAAGAGUGGGGUUUUUUCCCCCUAAUUCCAAGUCUCCUUGCUCCUGUGCACGCUACAGGCUGGACCAACGUUACAUGUGCACGAGGUGGAAAUGGGCGAUAGUCACAAGAAACCUGGAGCAUGGGGACAUGGCAGUUUGAGGUGGCUGGAUGCAGUGACUGCUGUUGACCAUUCCUCCUCUUCCCUCCCCCAGCCUCGAUUCACUUCUAUCCAAGAACAGCCUUGGCUUUUUAUGUAGCCUCUCAGGAGAUGACAGAUACUCUAGGGAGAGAAUAGUGGUCUAUUGUCUCCACAAUCAUUUGACUUUCAGACUGGGUGGGCUGUCAGACAAGUGCCUAGCUUGGCAAGUUUGGCCUCUUGCAGCUGAACUGCAGUUCUGAAAAUCAGUAAGGACUCCUUUGCACACAGAGCAGGGAGCUGAGGGCUUUUUGCAAGGCCUGUUUCUAAAGGUAAAGCCCCUGUCCCCGUGCACAUACACGCACACACUAGUAGGCAGCAACCAACGUGAUCGCCUCGGGUCGUGGUUUGACUGCUGCUGCACGUGACUUCUUGGCCAUAUUCCUGUCCCCAAUUUGAUGCUGGUGCACAGACAGGCACAGCCAGGGGGAAGGUAACGCUUCUGCACUCACAGCAUCACACUAAUGGUGAGAGGAUUCCCAGGCAGCCUUCCCCCAAGGGAUCAGCUGUUAACUCAGGGCAGGUUGGGGGAAGGAAUGUCAGUGUGUCACAUCCCCUGGUCCCCGUCUGGAAUCACAGAGACAGCUGUGGCUCAUUCUUUUGCUGUGGCCCAUGCCCAGCACAAUCACAGUGUUUAAGUUGAAAAGAAAGACUGAAGGGAUUUCUUGUAAUGGCUUCACAUACCUUCUCUCUUGGUUGCCUCUGGAACAGUUCUCUAAAUCCUUGCAGUAUAAAUACCAUCAGUAUUCACACGUCCACUCACAUUCCAGCUUUAACGUUACUAAUGUGAUGAUGCAGUUUCUACAGAGGGCAGGAUUUAUAUUGCUAUUUGAUUGUUGAUCCCCUUUGAACAUGCAAAGCUAGUAAUGCACAGUGAUCAGAAAGUGCUGUCCUUUGCUGGUGUCCUGUGCUCAGGAGAGAUGCUGAGAACUUUAGGCUAGAUGAAGGUGACUGCAUGCUUUGGGAAACUGCUACUUCAGUAACAGUCAGGAUCUUGAGCCAAAACAAAAGGGACUAUAGAGUCCAGAUCUGGAAUGAAAUCUAAUGCAUUUGUGAGAGCAUUGGAGAGCAUAAAGUGAUGUCUAAAAGGAGUUGUUUUGGAUAACACACUAGUGUACUGAGAGAUCAGUCAGACUGAAUGACUUUAUCACCUCCAAACAAAACAGCAGUGUUAGAAAUCCCAGCUCAGGUGUGACCUAGCUGUUGGAUGCCGAGCGGGAAGGAAUGACACAUGGAAACAUUCCAUCCUAAAACACAAGGUAUUUCAAAUUGCUAAUUAGUUUUCUGCAGUUCACUGCAGAUUCAGGCUCCUCCUGUGGCCUCCCAGAGCCUCUCUCAGUUCUAUUUUCAUGAUAGCAUGUUCAUGAGUUUGCCACUUAGAUGGUUCAGAGGCUUUACACCUUCUUUUCUUCUUUUAAAGUGACAGGGAGCCUUCAGCAAAGAGCAGAGGUGAGAUCAUUCCAGAUGCCUGCUGACUUCUGAACUGCUGUGAGCUGAUGAGAUAGACAGUGGUGAAUUUCAUACAGUUUCUUCCAAAAUAAAAGAGAAGUCUUCCUCCUUUCCUGCAGCCAAGAGGUGAGCCAGUGGUUAGCAGUGCCUAAGGAGAAUAGGAAGCAACUAGCUCUCCUAGGGGAGGAUUGUAAUAACAGUACCUCUGCUAUAAGGCUGCAAUGACAAGUAGUCCUACCAUAAUUGAAAAAGAAGAGAAAAGUUAGAAAUGAGACCAUUAAGGUAAGAGAAUUCAUUAGUGGUUUGCCUAGUUGAUGUUCAAAGUUACAUUUCUCUCUUCCAUCACCCCAUCUGUGACUCUUGCACCGGUGUAACUUCUUUAGAGAAGUGCUUCAGAGGGUAAAAACUGAUGCUCAAAUGUCAGCUGAGAAUUUGAGACAAACUUUUAGAACUGUCCAGUUCUAGAGGAGAUGUAGAAAGAAACUUCAAAAAAGCCCACGUGCUGCUGGCACCUGCCUGGCUCAGAGUGGGGGAGAACAUGGAGAGGGAACUGUUCAGCUCCAGCAGUUGAAAAGGGCAGGGGAAAACCAGAAAAUGUCUCUGCUCUAGCAGAUGCUGGUCUGGAAACUCAUUCUGGAUGAGAAAUAGUUCUAGCAAGUUAGUUUUGAAAUGACCUUGCAGAGGGAUCGGAAGAGAAGCAGCUGCAGUCUGUUGCUGUUGUGGGAAAGGAGAGGAGAGGCAGCUUGAGCAAACUGCAGGGGUAGGAGUGCACCUGAGCACUGCAGCUCUCAGGGGCUGGAGGCUACGAGCUCAUGAACAACUACCCCGGGUAUGCUGGGGACCUCGAUUCAGGUCAGAAGGCCUGGAGUGCCCAUCCCUGUACACACACCUGCCUGUGUGAGGAAGCAGCACAGCCACCUCGCACUAUGGAGUAAGUUGCCUUGACUAAGCUUAUAUUUACCAGAGGAUCAACACAAUGCCUUUGCACAGAAGAGCUGGUGCACGAUACCCAAGGUACUUGUUGAGGUAAGAGUGCAGGCAGGGGUUCUGUAGCACCUCUGCUGAGAGGGGGCCUCUGGAGCCAGCAGCACAGUAAGGUGUGCUGGUGCCAAGCAGCUCACCUCUGACUUGGCUCUUUCGUCUCACUAGCUCCAUGCAGCAAUGUCAGCUGCUGCAUUCCUGUGGGAGUUUGUUAGCAGUAAGACUCCUCUCCCUCAGCUUUGUCGGUGACUUGGAUGUUUUUGGCCUUGGAUAACUAUCCUAGGCCUCAGGUUUGUUCCCAGAUUACAGGUGGGAGUAGUACCUGCUUACCUCACAGGAACGGUGUGAGGCUGUCCAUUACUGCUUGCAAGAUGCUGGGAGAUUCUGUGGAGGAAGGUGCAAUAUGGAAAGGAAUGCACAAAGAGAUACAUCAGCUAACUUCAAAGAUGAUGGGUGUUGGGGCCCUGCAAGGGUAGAAAUUUGGCUGAAAUGUAACCAAAGUGGUCAAAAUGAAAUCCCUCUUUAUUUUACAAAGGGGAGGAAAUUCACUGAGCAUCUGAUCCAGUUCCUAUUAUAGGGAAAGAUGUCAAAGGGAGUUGGACCAAACCUUAACUAUCUCUGAGGGCUCUUGCUAUAGAGGGAUUUUUUUUAUUGCUGUUAUUAUUUGUUAUUCUUAAGGUACUGAGAUCAAAUGGCCUGUGUUGUCCACAUGCAUCCGUUCUGAACACUACAAUGCAAUGCUGACCAUGGUCACUUUUGACAUUGACUGUAUUGGUUGAGUGUUUGUUACUCUGAAUUGUGUUAUGCUACUAAAUAAAUGAGACUGAAGGAACAAAAA